Hippoglossus stenolepis (Pacific halibut) is the source of this 689-nucleotide messenger RNA. RefSeq names its product aquaporin-9. Gene Ontology annotation, biological process: water transport; glycerol transmembrane transport. The record is from RefSeq and is a predicted model, not a curated record. Lineage: Eukaryota; Metazoa; Chordata; Actinopteri; Pleuronectiformes; Pleuronectidae. The coding region runs from base 22 to 627 and encodes 201 amino acids. The transcript has 4 exons. Gene Ontology annotation, molecular function: urea transmembrane transporter activity; water channel activity; glycerol channel activity. Gene Ontology annotation, cellular component: basolateral plasma membrane; plasma membrane.
AACCCUGCAGUCACUCUGGCCAUGGUGAUCCUGAGGAGGCUGCCACUGAUGAAGUUUCCUUUGUAUGUGGCGGCACAGUUCCUGGGUGCUUUCGCUGGAGCCUCUGUCUUCUAUGGGUUGUACUAUGAUGUGUUGGUGGCAUAUACCAAUGGAGUAUUUGCUGUUACUGGUGCCAAUGCCACAGCCCACAUCUUUGCAUCUUGUCCUUCCGAAUAUACUUCAGUCCUAAAUGGGUUUUUGAAUCAGGUAAUUGGCACAGCCGCUCUGAUCGUGGGCAUCCUGGCCUUCAUUGGCGAGAACAACAACAGCAAUCCAAAAGGCCUGCAACCUCUGGCCAUCAGCCUGAUCAUCAUAGCCAUCACAGUGUCCAUGGGUCUGAACAGCUAUACCCUCAACCCAGCUCAAGACCUCAGCCCACAGCUCUUCGCGGCUGUGGCUGGCUGGGGCCUGUAUGUGUUCAGAGCUGGAGAUUACGAGUUUUGGAUCCAGUUGACAGGGCCCAUGGUGGGUGCAGCACUUGGAGAUGGUAUUUACGCUCUCUUCAUUGAGUGGAGCCACACUGAGCCAGUUAUACGAGAGCAGAGAACUACUUCCAGGACACUGUUUGAAAUGAUCACCAUGAUUUAAACCUGGAGGAGACGACAAAAAUGUUCAUCUAAAUGAAGCAGUUUUUUAGAAAGCAUGUUGUA